This is a messenger RNA of Porites lobata, 11019 nucleotides long. The record is from the annotation of a GenBank genome assembly. NCBI's taxonomy places the organism in Eukaryota, Metazoa, Cnidaria, Anthozoa, Scleractinia, Poritidae.
AUGGAAAAUAAUGCUAUUUCAGACGGCCAGAUAAGCGCUUCUUCAGAAGUGGAUGAAGAUCACGCUGCAAACCAAGCUAGAUUGCAUGCUAAGAUAAGUGGCAGCAAAGGCGGUGGUUGGUCAGCUCUCAAAAAUGAUCCUAACCAAUGGCUUCAGGUAGAUCUUGGGACUUACACCAGAGUAACACAUGUGGCUACUCAGGGAAGAAACUCCUUUAGUGGAUGGGUGACUAAGUACUUGUUACAGUACAGCGACGAUGGAUUCAUCUUUCGGUCGUAUGAAGAAGCAGCUAACGCCUCCGCAAUGGUAAGUCUUUGCUCUCGGGCGGAAAGUUUACACCUCGAACACUACUCAGGUUAAAACUUGAUAUGAUCAGUCGUAUUGCUUCCAUUGGCAACUCCAGAAUUUCAUUGAAAUAAACCCUGACACUAAAAUCAUGACUUUAUACACAAUAUCAACGUCAUGGUAUGCCUUUUUUCCCGCAAGGACUCAGCAAAGUUUUAUACAAGGAGGCUCCGUCCCGAGCUUCAACCCUUCACCCUUUACGCCUCUUACUUACCUUUUUGAGAACGAGGACUGCUAAGAAGCAGGUUUUUCUCCCUUAAAAUCGAUUUUUUAAGCCACCCACGUGAGAUUUUCGCACGAAGCACACAAGCCUCACAAGCCCAUAGUCCAUAGCGUGUGUUCUUGACCAACGCAAAAAUAAGGGUUGUUUUGCUGGACCAGUGCUGAACAUAGCGAUAGCAAGGACGACAGUUUGGUUCCCCAGUUGUGGCAGUUCGGGAGGAUUCAUCGUAAAUGCCAUGCAUCAAUGAUAUUUACAUAUAAAUGUCAAUAGCAGUUCUAUUCAGGAGUACGUUCACCGGGACGAUCAUACUCAACCUACUUAUGAAAUUGCUCCUGGGUUCAAACCUUUCACAGUUUCUCAUUACUUUGAUACUAUUUUUUUAGAUUUUUGGUGGAAACAAAGACAGCGACACGGUUGUGUACAACAUUUUAAAACCACCAAUCACAGCACGCUUCAUUCGAAUUUUGCCGUUGGAGUGGCACAGUCAGAUAUCAUUGAGGAUUGAAAUUUAUGGCUGUCCAGGUAAUCCGAAAUGUGUCGGAAAACAAAAAAUCAUAAUUAAAUAUUUAUACAAAGAGCCUGCCUGGAUUUUGUCCCUGUUAGCCCUACUGUCGACUUGUCAUAGUAUUACGACACCAAUCAACUUAAGGCAAAUUUUGGUGGAAUAUCGGUACAGUCUAGUUUGGAAACAAAUUCUCUUCUCUUUGAUUCUGGCGCUUUAAUGAUCCUCACCUAGUUUGCACGAGAUGGCGCUUCUAUUUGUUUUUGUGAAAGAAGUGUUCGAAAAUUAAGUAAGGAAAUUCGCUUCACUUUAGCCAAAGAUUUCUAGGAUGUUUUUAACGCGGUAUUAGAGAUAUUCACGUAUUUAUUCAGGUUGUGUAAGAUCACUUGGAAUGGAAAAUCAAGCCAUUUCUGGUGCCCAAGUAACAGCCUCGUCACAAAUGGACAACACCCAUUCUGCAAGAGAGGCCCGAUUGCAUUCCAAGUCAGAUGGGAACCAAAGAGGUGGCUGGGUAGCUCUCAAGAAUGAUCUCAACCAAUGGCUUCAGGUGGAUCUUGGUACUUUCACCAGAGUAACACGUGUGGCAACUCAGGGAAGGGAUGGGUAUGAUCAGUGGGUGACCAAAUACAGGUUACAGUACAGUGAUGAUGGAGACACCUUUCACUCUUUCAAAGUGAUCACUAUUGACUCUGCGAAGGUAUGGCUGUCUAGCCUGCAAAGCGCGCGUUUUUUUUUUUUUUAACGAAAGCUUGGAGGUACCGCGGGAGCCGUAUUGAAAGCAACUGAAAAAGUAAUUGACUGGCCCCAACUCUGUAAGUUUCUCUGUCCAAGAUCGCAGGACAUGAGAUCAUCAUUGCUAUGAAAGCACGAACAGCUCGCAAAUCAAUUUGCAAGUUCUAACUUUUGUUAGAUCAAUUUAGGUUUCCGGGGAACUGCCCACAUACCCCUCCCCUAAGCCAUCAUUUUGCCCUAAUUAAGAAAUAAGUGUUACCUUAUCUUAAGGAAGGGGUAGAUAGCAGUUUCCCAGAAACCUAAAUUGAUCCCUUUUGUUGACGUAUAGCUUUCUGGUAUUUUUCCUAUAUUCAGGUUUUUCCAGGGAAUCAGGAUAACAGCACAGUUGUUUACAACCCACUGAGUCCACCAGUCACGACUCGCUUCAUUCGGCUGAUUCCAGUGGGGUGGCAUAGUCGCAUAUCGAUGAGAAUAGAGAUCUAUGGCUGCCCUGGUACUGAGGAUCGAUUUCAUAUAAAUAAAUAAAUAAUGUAUUUUCUCUUUUGGCUUUACUAUUGCCUCUAUCACUUUCAUCAUGUCAGUACCUGAAACAUUGCGAUCAUCUUCCCAAUCUCGCCUCAUGUAUUUAGUAAUCCGAAGUUCGGAAUUCUGGAAAUUUCGCUUGUGGAAUCCGACAUCUUAAGUUGACUGAACACAGUUUUGCGGCGGUAACUCGCGUGACGGCGCCUUCUUUUAAUUAGACAAACAAACAGGGCGGCAAAAAAAGCAAUGGUACACAGAGGAUAUUUGGCAGAAUUUUCACUUUUAUCGUAUUUUAAAUAAUGAGAACGUUAAAAUGGAAGUUGAACUGACGAAUUUUGUGACACAUUUAAUAAUUACAGUACAAUUGUAUGAUUGAUUAUCUAAAAACCCGUCUGUUAAAAUUUGGUCUAAUAGUUUUAAAUGGUAAUGAUUACUUAUAGUAAGCUGUGUGCAAGUUUAAACGAAAAUCUAAUGAGCAAAUUUUAUGUAAACUGAGCAAAAGUGAAAUUUUAAGGUUGUAUUCAAUCGCCACAUUUUACCUGUCAAUCAAAAUCUUUCAUCAGUAUAUUAUUCACUUGCCAAGUUUCAGCUUGUGAGCUGCAACCUCUCUCUUGCCAUGAUUUGGCAAAUGACAUUUACUCACAAACUGCCAAAACUGUGUUCAGCCACCUUAAGUUUUAGAAUCCUGAAUCCUGCUAACGAUUAGAAUCUGGAAUGUAAGUUCCAUUGUCUAGGAAUGCGGAAUCCAGUGCCUGGAAUCCACAGCGUUGAAUUCAGAAUCCAGGACCGUCUUGGAUCAAUGGACAAGGGGCGACCACUCGCCAAUCCCUUUAACAAUCAUCUUGAUACCCCCCUUAUUCCCAACAUCUGGAUCUCAACUAUCUCUCUAUUGUCUUUCCUCGAUUACAGCCCCUGUUGCUAAGGUUUCGCCGUGAUGGGAAAUAUCGUUGAAAAGCUUGUUUUUCCCGCUCUUAACAAUUUAGGUUGUACAGCAGCACUUGGAAUGGCUCUCAGAACAAUCACUGAUUCCCAGAUAAGCGCGUCUUCAAAACUGGACAACACCCAUUCUGCUGCGCAAGCCAGGCUGCAUUCCAAAGCGGAGGGAAGCAAAUUUGGAGCCUGGUCAGCCCUUGAAAAUGAUCAUCAUCCUUGGCUUCAAAUAGAUUUCGGUAGCUCCACUAAAAUAACGCGAUUGGCCACUCAAGGGAGAAAUGGCUUUAAUGAGUGGGUCACCAGGUACACGUUAGAGUUCUGUGAAGAUGGUGUGAAUUUUCAUCCUUAUAAGGUAAAUCAAUAUGACUUAGAACCCAUUUCGGAGGAGAAAACAUGUCCCGAGUAGGUACCACGGGUGUGCUAAGGUUUCCUACAUUUCUUCACCAAACUUGGCGAACCGUCUGAAACACAAACAAAACAUUGGCUCGGCUAGAAAUAUGAGCCGCCUAGCUGGGUUUAAGUGUGAGAUUGACCGUCCUAGCCGCAUUAACGUUUUUCCGGUUAAACUUUUCGCCUUGUCUAUCCGGGCCACCUCGGUCAAGGACAGACAAUCAGAGCAUAAACAUAACAAGCGCCAUUGUUAGCUCUUAACUCGGCGAAACUCACAUAAACUCUUGCUAAAGUUGACUUGGCUGGGAGGGUGACCCUCUUUCCCUUGACAACCUUUCUUUUCGUGAAAGAGGCCUUACUAAGAUUGGGGGAACUCUGAACUUUUAAGUUAAAACCACUUACCGUAUCACUUUCUAAAAUGCCCUUUCAGAUACAGUAAAGCAUUUCGACUUCAAAAAACCUUUUUGGAUGUUACGGUUGUCAACAUUGCAUCUGUGUUCUAUGCGAAAGAUGUCAAUUAUCGAUUGGCAAGGAUACCCAGCUGUAACUAAAAUGUACUGUUAUCGUUAAACGUCAGACUAGCCAAAGCUCCCUACUUGUACAAUUUGAAAUAGUUUUAAAACAACCUCGUUCUUAAAACCUUUGUUUGCUUUGUAGGCCUUUCAAGGAAAUCAAGACAGUGACACUGUUGUAUACCACACUCUGAUUCCACCAAUCACGGCUCGGUUCAUUCGGCUGUUGCCUCUUGAGUGGCACAAUCACGUGUCUUUAAGAACGGAGGUCUACGGUUGUCCAGGUGCUGUUACGCAAAAUUGCAACACUUAAUUAGAACAAAAAAAGCAAGCUUUCAUCUUUUUCAUCACGUAAGAUGGAAUAUUUUAUUUCAGUAUCUGCUUGAGCCCCGGACCGUAUAUAAAAGACUACCAGAACUUACAGUAAACGUUAAUCUGACUGAGUUGCUCUAACAACUUUGACCCUACGAGCAGAGUCUUUUCUUACCUUAUUCAUCUGUUCAUUAGAAGGAGAAAAGGAGGUUCUGCCAGAAUGGCAACAAGCCUUUGAGGUUGCCACAGCCCCAACUUCUGGACUAUUCACUCUUGUUUUCUCUCGUCAAAAUGGUUUUUUCGAGUGCAAGCAUCCGUUUAUUGACAAACCGAUAGUCACAACCGAGCCCUCUGUAGCAUGCGCAUGGGUAGUAGGUCUUGGUUCGAAACUCUAUCUUAGAAACAUGCCGCGCGUGCUAAACAAAGAUGUUACUCGAUUCAUGCCGGGUUUUUCUCGAGUACACCACAAUCAAGCAAGCGAUAGAAAGGGGGCUUUGCUGGUAGGGUGCCUGCAAAUCUACUGGUAGUAACUUUUGAUAUAUUUUUAAAUUUAGGUUGCGUUGACCCUCUCGGCAUGGACAGUGGAGCAAUAACUGAUGCCCAAAUAAGUGCUUCCUCGCAGUGGGAUAACAAUCAUGCUGCAUCACGGGCCAGGCUGCACAUGCGAUAUCAAAAAAGGGGCAGUAAAAGAGGAGCCUGGUCAUCUCGCACAAACGAUCUUAACCAAUGGCUUCAGAUAAACCUUGGUGGUUACACUACAUUAACUCGUGUCGCAACACAAGGGAGAAGUGACCACGAUCAAUGGGUAACUAAGUACAGAUUGCAGUACAGUGAUGAUGGGGUGAUCUUCCAGUUCUACAAAGAGCCACAUCAGACUUCAGCAAAGGUAUGUAAAUAGGGAGUUUAAGCAACAACGUCUUUGAGCGCCGGAUGUCAAGCGAAAGUGAGGCCUUUUCCCUUUCAGUAUGCCUUGACGCCAGCACGUUUUCAUUGUUAUGUGUCUUGACGCUUAUACAGACGAUUUGCCCAAGACUUCAGGCAAAACCGCCUUCUAAGAAUGCAAAAGUCCGCUUCCGCUUGACGUGCGUCACUCAAAAACGUGAGAUGUCGCUCUUAUAGCUGUUACCUCCUUUGAAAGCAGUUUGAGGAAGAAAAUGCGGAUUUACGUUCUCCUUAAGAAGAACAUAAGUGCAUUUCGCUUGAGUAGACCUCAGUACCCGCUAUUUUUACUUAUAAAAGCGCUUCAUUUUCUGAGAAAAUGUGAUUAUUCAGCUUUUUGGAAACACUGCUAUUGCGCGCAAGAAUACGGUCGAACCUCUAUUUAACUGCCUCCUAUUACGCAGUCACUCUGAGGACAAAAUUGUCAGUAAAUCCCUGUAAGUAAAAACUCUAUUAAGCGACCACUUAGGUGUCCUCAUAGAGAGUGGCACCUUACAACUGGCUUGAGUGAAUCUUAUCCCACUUAUAGCAGAGCUGUCGCUUGCUUUGGCGCACUAUAGGUAAGAAAAUUUAGUCAUCUAUGUAUCCAAGAAAUUUCGGUUAUUACAAAAUUAUCUGUACGUACGUCCGUACGUCAGUCUGUAAGUACGUACGUCCGGCCCAUCAUGUUAGCGGAUGUGGAAUGCCUUACUAGCUUAAAAAUCCAAGGUAUAUACAAAUUGUGUUUAACUUGAUACUGGGCAUCCAUGUCGUGAUCAGUCGACAGCUAUUAAAAUAAGGUAUCCGCUGACUAGUGUCACAUGGCUGUAUCGCUGGCUCAAAUGUACAACUCGUUGAGUUGAGGGUUUCUUUUUAAGUUCUCCGCCUACCAGUUAUGGUAUUCAAGUGAUAUCAGGCUCAGAAAACUUCAGAACGACUUUCUCUUAAAAGUUCCCACAAGAGCAUCGCUUUUGGCCUUGGCUAAAUCUAUUUAGUAAAAUCCAACUAGUGGUCUAUUAUCGAUGCUGCGUUCUGAUUGGUUGAGCUACUACUAGGCUAUAUGUUAUAGCCCACUAGUAGCGAAAAGCGCCGGCUUUUUGGCGGCAAAAAAGGAUUUAAGUCUUGCUUUAACUAGCUAAAGUUGUUUUGUCUCGAUCUUUUUGACCAACUGGUUGGAUUUUACUAAAACAAUUAUUCCUCUCGCCCUCAUGGCCUCUGAGUCAAUAGCUCAUUCGGGCUCGAGGAAUAAUUGUUAAAUAUUUCUUUAUAUUGGUAAAUUUAUGUUUUAAAGUGGGAAGAUAGUAUGACCUUUCUAACGACCAACAGACUUCUUUUUGACAAUUUUUCUUACAUCUAGCAUAUUCUGCUUGGACUUUAAAGUAUUAUCCAAGGCAUAACUACGUGCCUGAAAUUGUUUUCACUGAAUCACUGCAGGUUUUCCUCGCAAAUAAAGACCGUAACACCAUUGCUUACAACAUGUUGAAUCCACCCAUUACAACGCGCUUCAUUCGAAUCAAACCGAUGGAGUGGCGUGGACACAUAUCCAUGAGGAUGGAGAUCUACGGUUGUCCAGGUAUUCAAACUUACAUUGCUCGCUUACUUGCACAGUAAUACUACUUACAGUAGUUGCCACUUACAAUGAAUCUGGUGCUGAUUGCAACACGCUCCAUUCGAACCAAGCUUCAGGCAUUGUCCACACCAACAGAGGAUGGCUGAAACCGCAUACCUAGGCAAUUCGAUCGAAAUUCGACAAUAUGCGGUGUCCAUCGGCUACACGAAUUUGCAAAUCAGUCGAAUCCAAGACAAAAAUACAUUGUGGAGGAGUUUCAGAUGUCGUUUCCGGUUAGCGGAUUUGCUAAUUUCGUGUGAAAGGAAGGCCUAUUCGUGUAAAAAAAAUGUGGUUUAAAAAAUAUCCGGGUUCUUCUGAAUGGGGCCGUCCUUACAUGAAAGCUAUACUGAUGCGUUCUGAUUGAACGAAACAGCUGUCUGUGGCUGCCACCAGGAGACAUGGCUGUGCGCGUGUUGUUAGAGUGUGUCACUUUCCUUGGGCAUUGAUCUUGCAUCACUACCGGUCCACUAUCUGCUUACCAGAGCCGCAGCUAGUGGAGGGGAAGGGGGCAGCCGCCCCUGAACUGUUGACCCAGACAAAUCAAGUCUGUGGAUGGAUUUGUUCUUUUAGACUCAGGGAGGAUACAGACCCCCCCUACAAGGUUCAUGCCUUCGGCAGUCGCGAUAAUGCCCCCCACCUCGUGACAAAAAAACCUAGCUACGGCCCUUCUUACUUGGCUUAAAGAAAACCUGCAACGUCCCAGUUCCUUGACGAUUAGAAAGUCGUAAGCUAUAAUUCACUCUGCAGUUUGAAAGGGUUGAUUGGUCUACGUUACUUGGGUUUUCUAGAAAAGAGUAUCCAAGGAAAGGUAAUCCAACCAAAUCAGACAAAUCUAGGUUGUACGACACCGCUUGAUAUAGAAAAUAGAACGAUCCCUUAUUCAUGGAUAGCCGCCUCGUUAUCACGUGAUAACAAACACAUUGCUUGGGGAGCCUCCGCGUAUAAAAGUUUGUUGAGUAGCCCGGCAGUUUGAGAGAGCGGCUGGAUCUUGCUUACUUGGGUUUUCUACAGAAAGGGACAAAACCAUGCCUAAUUAGCGAGGGUAUUAAGCUUUUUUGAUGUUUCUGCCUCUAAAACAAAUCUAGGCUGUACGACACCGCUUGGUAUGGAAAAUGGAGCGAUCCAUGAUUCUGGAAUAACCGCUUCAUCGUCACUUGACAACAAACACACCGCUUUGCAAGCAAGGCUGCAUCUGACAGCUGAUUCCAGGACGGGGGGAGGGUGGUCGGCUCUUAAAGAUGACUUUUAUCAGUGGCUUCAGAUAGAACUUGGUGGUUACACAACUGUAACACGUGUAGCGACCCAAGGAGGGAAUGGACGAAACGAGUGGGUGACACAUUACAGAUUGAAAUAUAGCCGUGCAGGAAAUAUCUUCAUGUAUUAUAAGCUGAGGGAAAACAGCUCAGCAAUGGUAAGUAUACACAAAGCUCAGUCGUGUUCGUUAGAUUUGUGGCGAUUUGCGGGUUUUGUCGUUAACCGUAACUGCAAUCUUUGACAAAGCCACUGAAGGAAACGUUACAUAGUCUGCAGGUGUAUGUGUAUAUAAAGAGGCAAACAACAUUGACUCCAGAAGUGGGGGUGUAAUAUUUGUUGGUUUGUUACAUAUAAUAUACGUUAAAAUGCUUGGAAUGCAUUUAACGUGAUAUUUUUCUCUAGGGUUGGAAUAAGUAAUCUCGAAAGCCGUAAAGCGGUAGGGAAUAUGAUAUUAUCCAUCAGAGCUAGAGGGAGGUUGAUUGGUUUGCUGUUCAUUCUAAGUUAGGCUGUUCGCAGUACCCUAUUUUCUCGUAAGAUCGGCCAUCUUGGUUUCAUAUUUACUGAGGGGGAGGCAGGGUCGGGGUUUGUAGCGGUGGGGAGGGAGGCCUCCUCCCAAACCGUCCUCCGCCUCCUAAGUAGAUUUGACAUUCAUCUCCAGGCGAAACAUUUGAAGCCAAGAUGGCCGCCCGUAACGCAGGGCGCUCGAUCUCGAUGAUCUUAUGAAAAAAUAGCGGUGGUGUCCAAUUCCAACUCGUCGCCGAAAACAGUUGGAGUGACUGUGGUUCAUUCAGUUUGUCACGAUUAGCCGGGAUUUACUUGAAAUGAGAAAGUGAAAACUAGUAGGCCAUUUUUCCCCUUUUAGGUGUUUGAAGGCAAUAAAGACAGUAACAGCGUUUCUACAAACAGAUUAAGCCAGCCGAUCAGAGCACGCUACCUUCGUUUUAUACCAAUAGAGUGGCAUAAUCACAUAUCAAUGAGAGUAGAGAUCUACGGCUGCCCAGGUGUGAUACACUUCCAAAUAAUUUUCUCAGAGUGGUAUGUAAGCUACAAUGCUGUGUGAGCGGUAGUGAUUAAUUUGAAUUGGCAUGUUGAAAAUAACCGUGGUUAGCACCCUAUGGAGCGCUUAUUUGCUGGUUUACCCGCGGAAAAGAAAUAAUCCUUUGUAAUCUACCUAGCAUUAAAGUUAGCCUUACGUUUGCCCUAGGAGUAACCACGACGGCGACGGCUGCUAAAACGUCACUAAUAUAAAGUGAUUUCGCACUAACUGUUUCAAACCGCACCGCGCUAACAUUCCAUCACGUUCAAGUUAUCAAAUGUUGGCAAAUUUUCUGGGGUUAAAUCAGUUCUAAAACAGCCGUAUGCAAGUUCAGAGAAAGAAAAAAAUUCGUCGUCUUGCCUAAGCGUCCUCCACAAAAACAAGAAAUUAGGUAGUUCCACUUCGUAGUUGUGCCGAUGGCAAAGAAAUGUAGAAAACAGCGUGAUGCAUGUGCAAAGUUACUGUUUUGCUUAUAUUAAACCUAUUGCUUUUUCGCUGUUCUGGCUGCCCUCGCCGUCGUCGUCGCUUAAGCUCCCUAUUAUUAUGGUUAAGUUGUCUUGUGUAACUGCAGCUAAUAGUUCCUCUAUGAUUGUUUAUGUCCAAAUGGAUAAAUGGAUAAAGAACGGAUUGGAUCACAAAUUGAACUUUUUAAUACAUUUUUCAUUACAUUUUCCACUUCCAGACAGAACAAAGAAACAACAUAUGGAUUUUUGGUAUGACCGUUCAAAAUACGACUUGAUGUGUCUUAGUUUCACGUGGUCACAUACAUUAAAAGUGUUUUACGUAACGCACUUAUGGAGAGUUUUCCUUGAGCUAUGACAUUAUUUUCUUUUGGACUAUAUCAGAUUCGAUCCCUUCAAACAUACCGGCCCAAAAGAUGAAGUUUUAUUAUAAACUGUAUUAUUGCACCAUACAGGUUGUAUAGCACCACUUGGUAUGGAAAAUAAACAAAUAUCAGAUGCCCAGAUCAGUGCAUCGUCAUUGUCUGAUGAGAAUAGCUCUCCAAGCAAGGCCAGGCUACACCUCAAAGAAGAUCAAAACCUACCUGGAGGGGUUGGGUGGAGUGCCCUUAAAAACGAUCUCCACCAGUGGCUACAAGUGGAUCUUGGAGGUUACACCACAUUAACACGUGUAGCGACUCAGGGGAGGACUGGGUCCAAUGAGUGGGUGACCACUUACAACUUACAGUACAGUGAUGAUGGAAUGAACUUCCAGUUUUACAACGAACAUGGAGACAAGUCAGCUAAGGUAUCUUCAGACACGUAGUAUGUAAAAUACUUCAAAGGCAACCAGAUGUUUUUAAAUCAGUUCUCAUUUACAACAAGCUAAGCUAAUACCGUUAGCCAGAAGGAUAAAAAACCGCUACCUCGAUCGUCCAAUAUGUUUUGAUUAGACCCUGUGUGAAGUCAUAACCCGUUUUCUAAGGCAACAUAGCUGGCAAACAAUGACUAAAUUGUGAACAGUUUUUUCAGGACUAGGCCAAACAUAUUUAUCCAAGCAUUGAAGUGAGAGACUUGUUGGCCGCUUAUUUGCUCUUAGGGAGGGUUUAAGGUUUCACUGUUUCAUUGCUUAUUACAGGUUUUUACUGGAAACGAUGACAGUGAUACUGUUGUGUAUAAUGCACUCAGUCCACCAGUCACUACGAUGUUUGUUCGUGUAUUGCCUAUAGCUUGGAACAGUCGUAUAUCUAUGAGGAUAGAGCUGUAUGGUUGUCCAGGUAAUUUGAGUAAG